Molecule: messenger RNA, 210 nt
Organism: Haemonchus placei
Lineage: Eukaryota; Metazoa; Nematoda; Chromadorea; Rhabditida; Trichostrongylidae
Source: the annotation of a GenBank genome assembly
AUGACGUGGGCUGGUCGUGCUAGAGGACCCGGUAUCGCAGAGAGUGACGGUGCUGGUGGCAUCGGAGUUGCCAUCACCGGCAGGGAGCAUCGGCGUGUACGACGUGGUUCCAUAGUUAGGUCGAUCCAGACGACAUCGUGUCAAGGUGAAGUUAUCCGUAGCAGGAAAACUCCUGACUCCGCCUUUUUUUCGCAGCUGAAUAUUAGGUAA